AUGUUAUGUUUUCAUUUUGUUUCAGCUCGCCGUAAGUCAAAUUGUGUCAAAGAAGUUGAGAUGAUUAAACAAAGAAGAGAGGAAAGAAGAGCUGCCCAUAAUGCUAUAAAAGAAGUCAACGAAACUAAAUAUGAUACCAGUGAUCCUAAUUGGGAAUUCUUAAAAAUGAUCACUGACUAUCAAGAAUCAUUAGAAUACAGACCAAUAACAAUAUCAGAUCCUAUUGAAGAUCAUCAAAUAUGUGUAUGUGUUCGGAAACGGCCAUUAACGAAAAAAGAACUUGGUAAAAGAGAACCAGAUGUAACCACUGUACCUAAUAAAGAAAAUGUGAUAAUUCAUGAACCUAAGUUGAAAGUUGACCUCACUAAAUAUUUAGAAAAUCAAAGUUUUCGCUAUGAUUAUGCCUUUGAUGAAAAUUCGACAAAUGAAAUGAUCUAUAGAUAUACUGCGAAACCUCUAGUAGAAUGUAUUUUUGAAGGAAGUAUGGCAACAUGUUUUGCUUAUGGUCAAACUGGUAGUGGAAAAACUCAUACAAUGGGAGGUAAUUUCUCAGCCAAAGGUCAACAAGAUUGUUCAAAAGGAAUAUAUUGUUUAGCAGCUAAAGAUGUGUUUCGAUUACUUCAUUCUAAGUACAAGAAAUCAGAUUUAGUUGUUGGUGCAAGUUUCUUUGAAAUAUACAGUGGAAAGGUGUUUGAUUUGUUGAAUAAUAAGAGUAAAUUACGUGUAUUAGAAGAUGCUAAACAACAAGUACAAGUUGUAGGGUUACGAGAAGAGAGUGUUAAUACUGCUGAUGAUGUUUUACAUUUAAUUCAACAUGGUAAUAAUGUUAGAACAUCAGGAACAACAUCUGCUAAUCAACAUUCUUCUAGAUCUCAUGCUGUUUUUCAAAUUAUUCUUAGAAAGCGUAAUACAAAUAAAAUAUUUGGUAAAUUUUCACUGAUUGAUUUAGCUGGUAAUGAACGUGGAGCUGAUACAUCUAGUGCUGAUAGACAAACUAGAAUGGAAGGAGCAGAAAUUAAUAAAAGUUUACUGGCAUUAAAGGAAUGUAUUAGGGCAUUAGGUAGAAGAGGUGCUCACACACCAUUCAGAGCCAGUAAAUUGACUCAAGUUUUACGAGAUUCAUUUAUAAAAGAAGGUUCAAGAACAUGUAUGAUUGCUAUGGUGUCACCUGGUAUGAGCUGUGUAGAAAAUACUUUAAAUACAUUACGAUAUGCUGAUAGAGUAAAAGAAUUGGGUCCAGGUGGUAAAGUAGAAGGAAAACCAGCUGAAAUAUCACCUUCUAAUGGUAAUUUUCAAGAAAUAGGAACCAUGUCGCCUCAAAAUAGUGAUUUACAUUUACUUAAAACUUCUAAUCAAGAAGAAGUAUCAGAAGAAUUAUUAUCAUUCCAUCAAGCUAUUAAUAAAAUGCAAGAAAUGGAAGAAGAAGUUAUUGAAGAUCAUAAAUCUUUAGCAGAACAAGGUCAAAAAUGGCUAUUAGAAGACAAGAGAUUAUUAAAAGUUACAGAUAGUGUAGAUUAUGAUACUGAAGCUUAUGCCAAACAACUGGAUAUAAGUUUAGUAAAAAGAAUACAAAUGCUUACAGCCAUGAGAGAAAAAGUGGCAACUUUCCGAAGAGAACUUCAAGAAGAAGAAACCCUGAGUAAAAAUAUCAAAGUACGAAAACCACCAAGAUAA
Lottia gigantea (owl limpet) is the source of this 1674-nucleotide messenger RNA. RefSeq lists its product as hypothetical. Lineage: Eukaryota; Metazoa; Mollusca; Gastropoda; Lottiidae. Gene Ontology annotation, molecular function: microtubule binding; ATP binding; microtubule motor activity. The record is from RefSeq and is a predicted model, not a curated record. The transcript is spliced from 17 exons. Bases 1 to 1674 code for a protein of 557 amino acids. Gene Ontology annotation, biological process: microtubule-based movement.